ACUAUAUCUUCAUCCUAAAAAUAUUCAAUAAUAAAAACAAUGAUGAAGGUGCUUGAGCACAAUUAUCCGUUGAAGCUCAUUGAUUUGCAGCAGGUGAAGAAUGAAGAUGUAGAGGAAUCUGAAGAGGAGGAUGAGGAGAAGGAUUUGGUUCCACAAGAUGAGUUUUCAUGUAUUUGUAAGCGGUGCGACGAAGUUAUCAACGAGUAUUAUAGGUACUACUAUAAAUGCACAAAUGAUUUAUGUGAUUUCUCUCUUCAUAAAUUCUGUGCUGAGGUCCCAACAACAUUAGAACACACAUCACACCCACAUCGCCUUACCCUCUAUAAAUAUAUCGACUUCGAGUGGAGAUGUUUGUAUUGUCAAAGACAACACAAGGUAGGUGAGGUAGGCUAUUUAUGUUCUGAUUGUGGUUGGUGGAAAGUUAAUAUUGAUGUAAAUUGUGUUGUGGAAGUAGAGAAAAGGAGGAUCUACCACCCUAGCCAUCCACACCCACUGGUGUCUCCAAUCCCUAGCCCCAUUUUAUGUUUGUGUCAGGCUUGUGGGAAAACACAUAAAGGCAUCUUCUUUCUAUGUACCACAUGUCCUUACUUCACCAUACACGCAGAUUGUAUCUUCCUACCAAAAAGUUUGUUAAUUCAACAAACUACAAAUGGCAUUUUCCGCCAUACCCAUCCACUCACCCUUUCAUACUCCUUCCCAGAAGCAGAGCAAAGAGCUAAAUAUUUUCCUAACUGUAGAGUAUGCAAUCGCUCGUUUGAUCCCUAUAUGGAGAAUCUUUGGAUUUACAAAUGCGAGAAAUGUAUUUACUAUGUCCAUCUAGAUUGUGCAACAUCAGCAUCAAGAAGAGAGCCAUUUAUGUCCAUUUUGUCUAUUGGCGGAGGUCAAAGCAUUAAAAAUUUUAAAGAUGUCGACUAUCCUAAUCUUCUGCGUCUACCAUUUCCUGAUCAAACUUACAGCUUACCGAAACAUUUAUUUUUCAAAGCUCCUGGACCCACCACUUAUGUUACUGCUGAGGUAAGCCUACAACAUUUCAAUCAUGAGCAUGAAUUAAUUUUAGUUGACACAGAAAGCAUUGGGUCAACAUCCAAUGAAUCGAUCAUGUGUCAUAACCCGAUGAAAAAGAUAGAACUCUUAUGCAACGCAUGUGUAAGACCAAUCACAGAGACGCCGUUCUACAAGUGCAACGCUAGUGAAGAUGAGAGAUGCAACUUUGCUCUUCAUGAGUGGUGUACUCGGUUGCCAACCAAACUAGACAACCACCCAGGUCACCCACAACAUACCCUCUUUCUAAUGUCAAAUGCACCACAUGGGUUUUUCAACAUAUAUGAUUGCGGAGUUUGUUGCCUACCUUGCAAUGGCUAUGCUUAUGGUUGUGUCAGAUGUAGAUUUUACAUUGAUGUUAACUGUGGGCUUAUGCCAGAAAAAAUCACACAUGAAUCUCACCCAAAUCAUCUUCUUUCAAUAGUCGAUAAGAGUCUGGGCAACGAAUGUCUUGUGUGUUCUAAUCAGGUGCGUUAUAGACUGAGUUUUGGUUGCAGCACUUGUAAUGUACAAAUACAUCCAGCGUGUGCUUUGCUGUUGCCUAGGACAAUUAGGCACCCGUAUGACAAACAUCCAAUGCACUUGAGUUACCUUCCAAUUGAAAACCACAAAAGUGAAUACUUUUGUGAAAUUUGUGAGGAGGGAUUGAAUCCUCAUAAGGGUUUCUAUCAUUGCGAUAUGUGUAGUCAAUCAGUGCAUACUGAUUGUGCUCCUUUAAUACUUCAAAGUGAAACAGAGACCCAUUCUAACUAUCAUUACUCAUACAUAAGCAAAGUCUAUUCGUUUUCAAAUGUGAAGUUUGGGAGCAUCCAUAAGACUGCCAAUCACCCACAUCCUCUAUUGUUAGCCCCAGGGAUUGCGAAUGAUGGUAAAUGCAGCGUGUGUUCUUCAAGAUUACGCUACAUGAUAAUACUUAGGUGUCUUGAGUGCCCUUUUGCAAUUCAUGAACGUUGUUUCAAACGCUUGAACAAGUCAUGAAGGUGUUGGUUUCAUCUUCCACAUGCUUUGAAAACACAAGACAGGCAGCCUAUCUUAUCUCCAUUUCCAGUUACCAGUUGAAUAAGGAGUCAAUAGAUUCUAUGAUAUGAUAUGUAAAUGUCACUACUCUUUCUUGUUUUUUUUUUCGUGUGAAGUGAUGCAAUAAAAUGUAUUCGUGUGUUCA
Messenger RNA from Helianthus annuus (common sunflower), 2203 nucleotides. RefSeq lists its product as uncharacterized. The record is from RefSeq and is a predicted model, not a curated record. Lineage: Eukaryota; Viridiplantae; Streptophyta; Magnoliopsida; Asterales; Asteraceae. The transcript has 2 exons. The coding region runs from base 40 to 2019 and encodes 659 amino acids.